Messenger RNA from Saccoglossus kowalevskii, 562 nucleotides. Its product is annotated as transcription initiation factor TFIID subunit 13-like. Lineage: Eukaryota; Metazoa; Hemichordata; Enteropneusta; Harrimaniidae. The record is from RefSeq and is a predicted model, not a curated record. Gene Ontology annotation, biological process: transcription by RNA polymerase II. Gene Ontology annotation, cellular component: transcription factor TFIID complex. Gene Ontology annotation, molecular function: protein heterodimerization activity.
AUGGCGGAACCGCUUCCUUCAGAGGUGUAUGAUGAAGAGCAUCAUGAUUCUGCAGAAACUCCAGGAGAAUCAAGUCAAGGAAAAAGGAAAAGACUCUUUUCUAAGGAAUUACGAUGUAUGAUGUACGGUUUUGGAGAUGACCAGAAUCCUUAUACAGAAACAGUGGAUUUACUGGAAGAUCUAGUAUCGGAGUUUCUUACAGAAAUGACACACAAGGCUAUGGAGGUUGGGCGAGUAGGACGAGUGCAGGUUGAAGACGUUGUCUUUCUCAUACGCAAAGAUCCAAGAAAAUAUGCCAGGGUUAGGGACUUACUAACAAUGAAUGAAGAACUAAAGAAGGCAAGAAAAGCCUUUGAUGAAGCAAUCUAUGACAUGAAAGUGGAAUAAGAACAAUGCACAUUGUAUGUGGAACUGAAAUUUAUAUACACAGGCGCCCUCUAGUGUCAAGAUGUGCUAAAACGUUUUAUGUUAUUAGCUCCCUGGUUCCACGGGCAGAAACAAACUUAAAAUUUAGGAGUACAUUUUUAAUUCAUUUUUUAAUUAAAAAACUAUUUAAAAUUUA